AUGCGCUGGACGACAUCUUUGAUAGCGGCUGCGCCGCUCUUUUCUUUGGGCGCCUGCCACGCCGUCAUUCUUAAUGCUCAAGGCAUCAAAGGCUCACCAGCAAGCGUGGGAUUUCAAGUUGAUCCUGCUGUGGCUCGCAACUGCAUCACUAUUAAUCCCUGCCAGCAAGAUACAACCAUCAUCCGUGACGCGGAGAUUCAGGCAAAUGUUGUGAAUCAGUGCGGUCGCACCGAGUUGAAAGGAAACAUUGAUGUUGGCGAGAAUACGGAGAACGCUCUAUCGGCAGGCGCUGUGACUCAGGUCAAAGCCGGUGGUGAAGUUACUGUCACUAUUCAUCAGGUCAAUGCCGAUGGCGCAGGACCAUUCUUCUGCGACAUAGACCAGACAAGCAAUAGUGGUGUCAACUUACAGAACCUUACCGUGGUCGACAAUGUUCCUGGAACCAAUGGCCUGUCACAGGCCAAGGCACAGGCAUUCGACGUCAGGGUGAAAAUGCCCGACGACCUUAAAUGCACUGGUGGCUCAACCGGAAAUGUUUGCACAGUCCGCUGUCGCAACAACGCAGUAGCUGGACCCUUUGGAGGCUGCUUUCCCGUGCAGCAGGCUGACACGCGCGCGACCAAAAACAGCCCCAAUAACAUUAACACCGAACAAAACCUUAAGGCUGUUCUGGACCAGGUGCAGAUUAACCAAGCCGACUUUGGCAAGGCCGUCCAGGCCAACAAGGAGGCUGGAUCGAAUGAAGCGAAGCAGAACCUUGCUGCUGUCGAUGCGCUACUGGCCGAGACCGUCACAACCAAGCAGUUUCCUCAAGAAACACCCUCGGUUGUUCUCGGUGGCAAUCAGCCCCAGGUAACCAAUGGCGGUAACAGGAAUGGUGGCGAUGGCGGAAACAAGAACGGCGGCAACAAGAAUGGCGUCAAGGAGGUCAAGAUGGUCGAGGAGGUCAAGGAGAUCAAGAUGGUCAAGAUGGCCGAGGAGGUCAAGGAGGUCAAGGCCAAGGAGGUCAAGGAGGCGAUGGCGGCAAAACCAGAAAUGGCAACGAUGGCGCCGGUGGCAAUGGUGGACGAGGUGGACGUGGCGGCGCCAAGAAACGCCGCCACCAGCACUGAGCAGACUCGGGCUUCAUCAAGUCUCUAA
This is a messenger RNA of Akanthomyces muscarius, 1140 nucleotides long. RefSeq lists its product as uncharacterized. Bases 1 to 1140 code for a protein of 379 amino acids. NCBI's taxonomy places the organism in Eukaryota, Fungi, Ascomycota, Sordariomycetes, Hypocreales, Cordycipitaceae. The transcript is spliced from 5 exons. The record is from RefSeq and is a predicted model, not a curated record.